AUGCAUCUAAUCCUUACUGGGGCGACGGGCCUCGUUGGCUCCGGCGUCCUCGAUGCCAUGCUCAAGUCGAAAGAAAUCACCAAAAUCUCCAUCUUGAGCCGAAGACCAGUUCCUCUAGCGGCGAACGACCCAAGAGCCAACGUUAUUAUCCACAAAGAUUUCGAAAACUAUGAGCCCGAGCUUCUUAAUAAGCUACAGGGCGCCAAUGGAGUCGUUUGGGCUUUGGGCAUCAGCCAGCUCAAGGUCACGAAGGACGAAUACAUCACCAUUACCAAAGACUUCCCUCUUGCUGCGGUCAGAGCCUUCUCCAACCUCUCGCCCGACGACGAACCCUUCCGAUUCAUCUACGUUUCGAGUGGCGGCGCAACCUUGAACCCAGGCCUCUCUACUCCUUUUUACGGGCGUGCCAAGGGAGAAGCCGAGAGAGCAUUAUCCGAACUACGUACCCCCCGAUUGCACAUUGAGUCUGUCCGACCUGUUGGUGUAGACGCCUCGAAUCACGAUGCCAUUAAGCCACAUAUUCCCGACCCCGGUGUGGUCUACCACGCGAUGAGCUUCGUUUUGGGACCGCUGAUGCGAACUGUGUUGCACCCGUUGCAUAGUCCAACAGAGAAACUGGGACCCUUUCUUGCCGAAUUGGCAAUGGGCAAGUAUGACAAACAGCUGGAUGCAGGGGGCAAAGGCAUCACGGAUCUCAAUGGUUCAAGGAUACUCGACAACUGGGCUUUUCGAAGGCUAUAUGGACUAUAA
This is a messenger RNA of Fusarium keratoplasticum, 750 nucleotides long. RefSeq lists its product as uncharacterized. The record is from RefSeq and is a predicted model, not a curated record. The transcript is spliced from 2 exons. Bases 1 to 750 code for a protein of 249 amino acids. NCBI's taxonomy places the organism in Eukaryota, Fungi, Ascomycota, Sordariomycetes, Hypocreales, Nectriaceae.